GUUACUGGUCAGCCAUGCUUGUCACCAAUAUGUCUGCCUCCAACAACACUCCAACCGAUAUUUUCUCUCGAAUAUUGCACGCAUUCCCUAUUCUAAACGAAAAGUCGUAUGUAUACCAUAACCUCUACUGCUGUAGUUGAGUACAUCAGGAGAAUGUACGAUACAAAACGAAUGCACAGACGAAGAAUUCACGGAGAUAAUCAACGAGGCGAAGGCGUUAAACCUGACGCAUUUAAUCAAACGAAUGGUUAUUUUUCACGUAGAAAAACACAUUCGUACAAAUGUGGCUCCUGUGUUUUGGAAGAAAUUUAUGGGUACCGUUGAUGGACAACAAGGCUUUGAUAAUUUCAAAUGUGCAGUGGAUGGACUCUAUACCCACGUAACUGAAUUUUUACCGGUAUUGAAGAAAUUGGAGUAUCUCACGCAACAGGAGACUUCUACGCCAAUCGGAAACGAUAUACUUGGUCAGUUCAAGCUGAUUGUACGCUCUACGUUGUUAAGUCAACUGCCGCUUCAUUACGAACACAUUGUAAAGCAAUUCUAUAAAAUUGCGUUCAAUGUAUUUUGUUGUACAGACAACUCCAUGCACGGAACUACGACUAGCGAUUCUACUCAGUGCAUAGGUUGCCACCAGGAGAUAGAAAAAUGUUGCUGUCAAAUGAUAGUGAUCAUGUUUCACGAAACGAACAGGAAACUGAUUGAAUUGGAGCUAUUGGAAAGACUAGUGGGUAACGUUCUUACAUCACUGAUCCACGUACAUAUAAAGAACCACGUGAAUCAAUCUUGCGAUAAAACGUUCGAUGUAUCGCAGUUAGAAUCGCUAGAAAAUUGGCUCGAAACAGUUGUCAUGAGUUGGUUAUUAAGAGUAUACUCCGGUGGCUUUUCGAAGACUGUGUCCCUAAGCGAUGAAACUCGUAACACUAUAGACAAAUUCAAACAAAAAUUGACCUAUUUUUUGUACGAGACGUACACAAGAUUCAGAAUCGAACAACUCUUCGAUAUCAUAAUAGAGUAUCCUGAUUCUCAGCCAGCGAUAGACGAUCUGCAUAUCUGUCUGCAACGAACGGACUUGCGAAAGGUUUUGGUAGAGAGCCUGCAGGAAGCAUUGAAAACAAGAUUGUUGCAUCCAGGUGUGAACACAUCGGAUAUACUGACAGCUUACAUCGCAGCCAUAAGAGCAUUAAGGCAAUUGGAUCCUACGGGAGUCCUUCUCGAAACCAUAACAGAACCCAUCAAAGUUUACUUGAGGACUAGAGAAGACACAGUGCGCUGCGUUGUGAGUGAUCUACUCGAUGAUUCCCCCAGCGAUCUGGCAGAUGAGUUAGUCAAAGGCGAAUCUCUCCAAUUGGAUGAUUGUUCUGGCGACGAAGAAAAUGAGAAUUGGGACAAGUGGAUGCCUGAUCCUGUCGAUGCUGAUCCUGGUAUGUAUAGAUAUGAAAAGAUUAUGUAUUACAUAUUGUAUGCGAUACGAAUUUGUUCCUUUUCUUCAGCGAAAUCAGCGCAGCGUAGAAUGUCAGAUAUAAUCUCGAUGUUGGUGAAUAUAUAUGGAAGCCAGGAUUUAUUUGUAAACGAAUAUCGAACCUUAUUGGCUGAUAGAUUACUAUCUCAAUUAAAUUAUCAUACAGAAAGGGAAAUUCGCUACUUGGAGUUAUUGAAGAGGCGUUUCGGAGAGAAUCAGCUUCACUACUGCGAAGUCAUGCUGAAAGAUGUGUACGAUUCUAAGAGAAUAGAUGGAUAUAUACAAUCGGACACUAAUUAUAGUCUGAAGAAGGAGCAAUUCCCUACGUCUGCUUUGAUUCUGUCUGCGCAAUUUUGGCCUCCGUUCAAGGAAAACUGGAAGCUGGAGUUACCCAAGUUUGUGCAGAAUCAGUUGCAGAAAUAUGUGAAAGCGUUUGAAACUUUGAAGGGAAACAGAACGCUUUGUUGGAAACCUCAUCUUGGAAAUGUUACGCUGGAGAUUGAAUUGAAGGAUAGAAAGUUGGAUAUAAAUGUGACUCCGAUACAUGCUACUAUAAUCUUACAUUUCCAGGACAAAAAAGAAUGGACUUUGGAAGAGCUCGCAGAAGUCAUGCACGUACCAGCAACCGUGCUCAGGAGAAAGAUAACUUUUUGGGUAUCGCAAGGUCUUCUGAAAGAAAGCUCUAAUGAUACUUUCAUAUUGCAAGAGGAAAGCACAACGAAGAACAGGACUCUGUCAGACAUUGUCGAAGAAGAGGAAGUUGAAAGUGCAAUGGCCUCUGCGAGUGAUCAGAGAGAGGAGGAAUUGCAAGUGUUUUGGUCUUAUAUCGUUGGGAUGCUGACCAACUUGGACUCGAUGCCUCUGGAAAGGAUUCAUCAGAUGCUGAAAAUGUUUGCAUCGCAAGGUCCAGGAGCAAUGGAAUGCGGUCUCCCUGAAUUGAGGCAAUUUCUUGAUAGGAAAGUUAGGGAACAUCAACUACUAUUCUCAGGUGGCCUAUAUCGACUACCAAAAUCGUGAACUUUUACUU
Hylaeus volcanicus is the source of this 2486-nucleotide messenger RNA. RefSeq names its product anaphase-promoting complex subunit 2 (gene morula). Gene Ontology annotation, molecular function: ubiquitin protein ligase binding. Bases 245 to 2476 code for a protein of 743 amino acids. The record is from RefSeq and is a predicted model, not a curated record. Gene Ontology annotation, biological process: ubiquitin-dependent protein catabolic process. Lineage: Eukaryota; Metazoa; Arthropoda; Insecta; Hymenoptera; Colletidae. The transcript has 7 exons. Gene Ontology annotation, cellular component: anaphase-promoting complex.